ACUCCACAUUAGAAAGAGUAGUACUCUUCCACUAUAAGACCACCUUUAAUUUCCUUCUUCCACUUGUGCAUUAAUUCUUCAAAUCUUGAAAUAUUUAUGCAAUUUUCCUCAAGAAAAUCUAGCCAGAAUUCCUAACUCAUUGAUCAUAUUUUGGUCACACUUAUUACUACUAGUAAGAAUGUUGAAGGGCAACAAUGGGGCAAAUAAGUUGCAGGAAGAGUCGAAGAAGAGGAUAUCAAGUGGAAAACUUGGGAGGUUUCUAAAGGAGCAGAGAGGAAGGUUUUACAUCAUGAGAAGAUGUGUAGUUAUGCUACUUUGCUGGCAUGAUUGAUUAAUUGCACUCAAUAUGUAUACGAGAAAGGAACAUAAAAAGGAAAUCGACACUAACUAGUAGUGUUCCCUUUUAUCAUCCUCUCCUUUCAAUUGUAAAUAGAAAAGAGAAACCAUAUUAAGCUAUCUUGUCUUAGAAAUUAGAGCAAUAUAGUUGGCGAAUUAAUCUAGUAUAUAUAUGAUGUUAAUGAUUGUGUAUCGAUACUGACUGUUUCUUACCUUGAUUUGUCAUUAAUGCAUGCUAGUUUUAUCGUCUACUUUAUCAUGAUGUAUAUUUUCGUC
Messenger RNA from Capsicum annuum, 612 nucleotides. RefSeq names its product small polypeptide DEVIL 4-like. The transcript has a single exon. Gene Ontology annotation, biological process: negative regulation of cell population proliferation. The record is from RefSeq and is a predicted model, not a curated record. Lineage: Eukaryota; Viridiplantae; Streptophyta; Magnoliopsida; Solanales; Solanaceae. The coding region runs from base 179 to 331 and encodes 50 amino acids.